GCAACCUCCUGACUGAGCCCCUUUCUUCCCGCUCCCCGGCAGCGACUGGCGUCUUCCAGAGCCAUGAGAGCCUUCGGCCCCAUCCUCUUCCUCGUCUUCCUCCUCGCUGGGCGGGGUUCCGAGGCAGCGCCUUCGGCCUCACCAGCUGCAGGCUCCGACUUCCCGAGGAUGGGCCUCCCCUCGGAACCCCUUCUUCCUGCUCCUGAAAAUGCCACUCUCCACCAGCCGCACCCGGAACCCCCUGGGAUGGCUUCUCCGGAGCCCUCCAAGGCGCCUCAUUCGGGUUCCCCUGAGUCCUCUCCCCAUAACGUCACUGACACCCCCAACGCUGACCUCCAAGAACCCCCACACCCAGAGUCUCCUGAGACCCCCCAACCUAACUCACUCAACACCCCAAUAUCAGAAGCCCUGGAGACCCCCCAAAUUAACCCCUCACAGAUGAUGCAUCCAGAACCUUCUGAGACCCCCACGCCUGACCUGCCGGAAAUUCCACACCCAGAGUCUCCCGAGACCCCCAAACAUAACUCACUCAACACCUCAACAUCAGAAGCUUUGGAGACCCCCCAAAUUAACCCCUCCCAGAUGACACAUCCAGAACCUUCUGAGACCCCCACCACUGACCUGCCUGAAAUUCCACACCCCAAAUCCCCUGAGGCCCCCAAACCUAAUUCCUCCAAAACUUCACACCCAGAAUUUCCUGGGACCCUGGAUCGUGACCCUCCCCAAACUGCACACCAGGAGUUUCCAGGGAUCUCCAAACUUAACUCCACUGAAAUCCCACAGGCAGAGGUCCCUGAUCCUGACCCCACCGAAACCCUUCACCCCGAAACUCCAAAAAUCCAUGACCCCAACACCGCUGAGACCCCAAGCCCUGAAUUCCUUCAGACCCUCCACCCCAACCCUACUGAUACCCCUCACCCAGAAUCCCAUGUAACCCACCACCCCGGCCCCACUGAAAUCCCCCAAUCAAAACUCCCCACAACCCUCCACCAAGGUGCCACAGAGAUCGCCAGGGACUCUGCCCCUGAAACCUCCACCAGUCCUCACCCAGACACACCCGCACCCUCCAGGGACCAGGCUACUGCCCUCCACGAGCUGCCCCUGACCCCCGAGCCAGAAACCCCUGCAGCCACCCAGCCCAACUCCCUUAAACUGCCCGCCUCUGAUUUUCCUGGGACUGUUGAGCCCAAGGCCUCCCAGAGCUCUAGCCCUAAAGGGCCAGAUGCCGCUCUUUCCUCCUCCCCGAUCGCGGACCCCCCUGCUUCUCCAGGGCCCCCCAAUCAGCCGGCCCCUGCCACGCAGCGGGCCCCCCAGCGGCGCAGCCGAGGUGAGAGAGUCAACACUAUCAUCCUGGUGGAACGAGUGAAGGAGACCGGCGUGACCCUGGUGGGACGCCCCCGGGGCGGGGCGGGAGGGGCCCUGUGCCUCUUCUUCGCCGGGACCGGGCUGCUGAUCGGCAUUUUCCUGCUACCGCGCCCCUCUGCUCCCAUAGUCCUGCACCUGGACCCUCCCAAGGAGCCGUACGAUCUCUACUUUUACGCGCCGGAUGCCUGGAUCCCUUCACACAUCGCCACCAAGCAGCCGCCGCCCACUCCUCCGCUGCCGCCCAAGCUGCCCCCGCCGCCCCGCGGGGGCCGCUCCCAGCGCCUGGAGCCGCUCUCCCCGGCCACGCUCCCCGACAAC
This is a messenger RNA of Myotis davidii, 1683 nucleotides long. It is a transcript of the gene GFY, whose product is annotated as golgi associated olfactory signaling regulator. The transcript is spliced from 3 exons. The record is from RefSeq and is a predicted model, not a curated record. NCBI's taxonomy places the organism in Eukaryota, Metazoa, Chordata, Mammalia, Chiroptera, Vespertilionidae. The annotation marks the transcript as partial.